Messenger RNA from Corylus avellana, 1799 nucleotides. The record is from RefSeq and is a predicted model, not a curated record. NCBI's taxonomy places the organism in Eukaryota, Viridiplantae, Streptophyta, Magnoliopsida, Fagales, Betulaceae.
CAUAAGCUUCCUGCUUCCCAUAAACAGGCGUCAACGAAUAGCGGAAACAAGUCAACAAACAUGACGAAGAGGAUUGCAGUUGUUACGGGGGCCAACAAAGGGAUAGGAUUUGAAAUAUGUAAGCAGCUAGCUUCAAAUGGGGUGAAGGUGAUAUUAACUGCUAGAGAUGUGAAGAGGGGCAGUGAAGCUAUUGAAAAACUCAAGGCGGCUGGAUAUUCCGAUGUGAUUUUUCAUCAACUUGAUGUGGUGGACAAGGCUAGCAUUUCAUCUUUUGCAAAUUUCAUCAGAAUCCAAUUUGGGAAGCUUGACAUAUUGAUAAAUAAUGCAGGGAUUACUUCAAUUAUCGGAAGCUUGGAGACAGAUUAUGAGCAAACUUAUGAAACAGCCUCGGAUUGUAUAAGAACAAAUUAUUAUGGGAUGAAGCAAGUGAGCAAAGAACUAAUUCCACUUCUUGAAUUAUCCAAUUCGGCAAGAAUAAUAAAUGUCUCCUCCUCCCUCGGAUGGCUAAAGAAUAUCUCAAAUGAGAAUGCAAGAAAGGAGCUAGGAGAUGUAGAUGGCCUCACAGAAGAGAAAGUGGACAAUGUGGUGGAAGGGUUCUUAGAAGACAUCAAGGAGAAUCUGAUACAAGUCAAAGUCUGGCCUUCAAAUUAUCCUGCUUAUAUUGUCUCCAAGGCAGCUCUAAAUGCUUACACAAGGGUUCUGGCUAAGAAGUACCUCAAUAUUUCCAUUAACGCAGUUACUCCCGGCCUAGUCAAAACGGAUUUGAAUCGAAAAACCGGGGGCGUGUCUGUUGAAGAAGGAGCUCAAGGUCCUGUCAUGCUGGCUUUGAUGCCAGAAGGUGGACCUUCCGUAUAUUAUGAGAUAAGAAUAUGUCAUAUAAUAUUAUUUUCUUUGCUUUUGCAUUUGUUUCAAACUUUUUGCUUCAGGAUUGCAGUUGUUACGGGGGCCAACAAAGGGAUAGGAUUUGAAAUAUGUAAGCAGCUAGCUUCAAAUGGGGUGAAGGUGAUAUUAACUGCUAGAGAUGUGAAGAGGGGCAGUGAAGCUAUUGAAAAACUCAAGGCGGCUGGAUAUUCCGAUGUGAUUUUUCAUCAACUUGAUGUGGUGGACAAGGCUAGCAUUUCAUCUUUUGCAAAUUUCAUCAGAACCCAAUUUGGGAAGCUUGACAUAUUGAUAAAUAAUGCAGGGAUUACUUCAAUUAUCGGAAGCUUGGAGACAGAUUAUGAGCAAACUUACGAAACAGCCUCGGAUUGUAUAAGAACAAAUUAUUAUGGGAUGAAGCAAGUAAGCAAAGAACUAAUUCCACUUCUUCAAUUAUCCAAUUCGGCAAGAAUAAUAAAUGUCUCCUCCUCCCUCGGAUGGCUAAAGAAUAUCUCAAAUGAGAAUGCAAGAAAGGAGCUAGGAGAUGUAGAUGGCCUCACAGAAGAGAAAGUGGACAAUGUGGUGGAAGGGUUCUUAGAAGACAUCAAGGAGAAUCUGAUACAAGUCAAAGUCUGGCCUUCAAAUUAUCCUGCUUAUAUUGUCUCCAAGGCAGCUCUAAAUGCUUACACAAGGGUUCUGGCUAAGAAGUACCUCAAUAUUUCCAUUAACGCAGUUACUCCCGGCCUAGUCAAAACGGAUUUGAAUCGAAAAACCGGGGGCGUGUCUGUUGAAGAAGGAGCUCAAGGUCCUGUCAUGCUGGCUUUGAUGCCAGAAGGUGGACCUUCCGGUCUAUUCUUUUAUAAGACGGAAUUGUCAACCUUUUAACUCAUAUAUAACUGGUACACUACAAUGUAGUUGCUCAUUUCCAUGUCUCAUUUUGU